CCAACAAUAUCCGUGCUCUAAAGAUGGCUGUUCGUGUUGCAGGAGUUGGUUGUGUUUCUGUCAGAUAUGAGUUCUCACUGUGUUAGAUGGUUACGUGCGAACAGACAAGGUGUUUAAAAGAUCAACCAAAUCACAGAACAUGACUGCUUCGUAGAGUUGCCAUGGCGUGGCAGAAUAUCCUCACAAUGUUACGUGACGACGCUCGCAAUCGGUAUUGGCCAUGAAAGGUGUGAUGUGCAGAAUUUACUUCAUAACGCGUAGCGUCUCUGAAGGAGCAUGUCAUGCGUGAAUAAAGCAGCUCCGAGAAACUGGACCGUUGGAAGAAGCAGCACUCACGCAAAGAACUCUGCCCAAUGCCACGACGAACCACGCAAAAGUGCAUUGCGACGCAAACAUGCACAUGCAGCGGAAAUGGCGGACCCCUUCAUGCUGCUUCUUGUGCCUCCUUCACAUGUUGGCCAUUUUAUUCAAUGUGCAAGCCUCACAUGCAUCACAGGGCGGAUACUCCUGCAGAGACAGUGGUGCAGUUCCACUGGUGCUGGAACAGUACACAACGAGCAUUGUGCAUAAUGAAUACAUAGUGAAGUUCAAGCACUACUACAAGAAGGAAACACGUGGCCACUACCUUUCAGCGGCUCUGUGUGGUGCAGGGGAGUGGCAAGUUGUCCCAAGGCUGAAUGCAGCCAGUGACUUCCCCAGUGACUUCGACGUUGUUUUGCUUAAGGCAAAUGGAUCCCGUGAUGCAUUGUCGGCUCUGAGAGAUCAUCCCCUGAUCAAGCAUGUUACGCCUCAGAGAAUGGUCACAAGAUCUCUGCUCACAUACAAUGUAUCAACUGACAGCGUGUGUGACGGGGCAAACUGCUGGCAUUCAUCCCGACCCUUCUCCAAGAGGAACAGCCUGUCUUGGGGAAAUUCGCUGUGGCAGACGUCGGAGCACCAUAAGCAGCGCAAGUUGAUGCGGUCUUUGCCCCGCCAGAUCACUUCAGCCCUUCAGGCAGAUAUGCUCUGGAAUAUGGGAAUCAAAGGUGGUGGCGUGAAAGUUGCAGUGUUCGAUACGGGGCUUCCACGGAACCAUCCUCACUUCAAGAGAGUCAAAGAACGCACCAACUGGACUAAUGAGAAGACGCUUGAUGAUGGAUUAGGUCAUGGCACCUUUGUUGCAGGAGUGAUCGCCAGUAAUCGAGACUGUCUGGGUUUUGCUCCAGAUUCCGAACUUCAUAUUUAUCGUGUCUUCACCAAAAACCAGAUCUCCUACACGUCAUGGUUCCUAGAUGCCUUUAACUAUGCCAUCCUGAGAAAAAUCAAUGUUCUUAACCUCAGUAUUGGCGGACCAGAUUUUAUGGAUCACCCAUUUGUAGAUAAGGUUUGGGAACUCACUGCCAACAAUGUGAUUAUGAUCUCAGCAAUAGGGAAUGACGGACCACUAUAUGGGACACUGAAUAAUCCAGGUGAUCAAAUGGAUGUCAUAGGUGUUGGAGGAAUCAAUUUUGAAGAUCAAAUUGCCAGGUUCUCCUCCAGGGGGAUGACCACAUGGGAGCUGCCUGGUGGCUAUGGACGUCUGAAACCAGAUGUUGUCACUUAUGGUUCUUCCGUUCGGGGCUCUGGUGUCUCUGGCUCUUGCCGGUCCCUGUCUGGAACUAGUGUGGCAUCACCCGUGGUGGCUGGUGCGGUUACCCUGCUCAUGAGUGGUGUCCUGCACAUGGGCAAUGCUGUUAACCCUGGCAGCAUGAAGCAGGCACUGAUGGAGUCUGCCAAAAGGCUUCCCAGUGUUCCCAUGUUUGAACAGGGCUGGGGCAAGCUGCAGCUUGUGGGGGCAUACCGGGCCCUGGCAGCAUACGUGCCUCAGGCAACUGCUUCCCCUCCCUACUUGGACCUGAGUGAGUGUCCAUACAUGUGGCCCUACUGCAGUCAGCCCCUCUAUCAUGGAGCCAUGCCAGUCAUCGCUAAUGUCACCAUUCUAAACGGAAUGGGAGUUUCUGGAAGGAUUGUUGGCAAACCGGAGUGGCAUCCCUACGUCCCAGAGAAUGGGCAGUUCCUGGAGUUAGCCUUUGCUCAUCCUGAGGUGCUUUGGCCCUGGUCAGGAUUCCUGGCCAUCCACUUCUCUGUGAGCGCUGAUGCAGCAGACUUUGAAGGGACAGCUCAGGGCCACGUGUCCCUCACUGUUGAAUCUCCACCUGGGGAUGGGGAGACAGAACAAAGAAGAUCAGAGAUCACUCUUCCCAUCAAGGCCAAGAUCAUCCCUACACCUCCUCGAAGCAAGCGUGUUCUUUGGGACCAGUACCACAAUGUCCGCUAUCCCCCCGGCUAUUUUCCAAGGGACAACCUGAAGACAAAAAGUGACCCCCUGGACUGGAGAGGUGACCACAUUCAUACCAACUUCAAGGAUAUGUACCAGCACUUACGCAACAGCGGCUACUACGUGGAAGUCCUUGGACACCCUUUCACCUGCUUUGAUGCCAAUAACUAUGGUACCUUACUCCUGGUGGACCCAGAAGAGGAAUACUUUCCAGAAGAGAUAGCGAAGUUGCGCAAGGACGUGGAGGCAACGGGACUGUCACUGGUAGUUUUUGCGGACUGGUACAACACUUCGGUCAUGCGCAAGGUCAAGUUCUUCGACGAAAAUACCCGCCAGUGGUGGGUACCUGACACUGGUGGGGCUAACGUGCCCGCCCUCAACGACCUCCUGGCAUCCUGGGAGAUCUCUUUAGGAGACGAAGUAUUUGAAGGAGACUUCUCUUUGGGCGACCACGAGAUGUACUAUGCAUCUGGUGCCAACAUUGUGCGCUUUCCAGAAAGUGGCUUGCUCAUCAGAAAAGCACUGAGUGACCAAGGGCAAGAAAUCUUAUCAGGAAAGGCUGACCGUGUAGAAGGGGUUCCCAUUCUAGGACUCCUACAGACAGGCCCGUCAUCGACAUCACCCAAGUCUGCAGGAAGAAUAGUCAUAUAUGGGGACUCAAAUUGCAUUGACACGGUGCACCUUACGAAAGACUGCUAUUGGCUCCUGAAUGCACUGCUACAGUAUUCAACAACAGGCUUCGUGGCACCAUUUCUCGAAGAACUUCGUGCACCCAAGAUCACAAGGCAGCUACCACUGCCGAAACGCAUGGAAGGAAACCGAUUGCAUCGCUACUCGAAGGUGCUGCAGGACAUUGUAGACUCUAGCAGGACCCGUGAGCUGCCACCUUGUCCCAUAUUCAAUUGGGCAGUUCCUGUGCCUCUCAACAAGUCUGCACCGAGCACACUGUGGAAAGCCCAGAAGCUGCUGUCCGUGGAUCAGCUGCCCCUGGUGGGUGUGGGAGACUCAGCAGGCAUGCCAAUGGGGGACUCGUUCCAACGCUCUGGGUGGGGGGUGGGGCGCCCUGCGGGUGAUGCUCCCAUGGCUCUCCCUCCACGGUGGAUGCUCCUCUCUGUGGGAGUGGUCUGCAUGCUGGCUCUCUGGGCGCUGUACGGCUGCCUCGCCUCACGAGCCAGGCGUGGAGGGACGCAGAAAAUACCGCCCCACAGUGGAGCGAGGCGCACGCACAGGCGUCUCUUUUCUAUCCCAAUGAGAAGACUACUCAGGGGGGUGUGACGACACGGAUGGGAGACUCGUAGUGGCUCACUUUUGUGUGAAACGGCUACCUGUCCGCCUCCUUGGUGUGUGUCCGAUAACUGUGGAUGUGCACAUGCCGCAGCUAGAUUUGCUUUAUUGCUGCUAGUAUAGAGAGUUGAAAGCCUCUUCACUACUACUUCACUUCAUUCGUUCAGCAAAAUGCAAUGAUGUAGCUGAAUCCCCAUUGUGUUGAUUCCAAGUAGCAUGGCACCUGUCAGCCUGCCUAAAUUCUUAGUGUCUUUAUCAGUGGAGAGAAGCAAAAUGGAGCUUCACUGAUCAAAGACAGAACCGCUAGCCAACAACAAUAUGACGUCUUGCAUUGCACAGGGACGAAAAUGACACAUAAGUUGCGGGAAAAAGGGAAAUAUGUGCUGCAUACACAGAUCUGGGGUUUAAUUGCAAUAGUGUGAGAGCAGGAGAGAGUGAGCAUAUGUGAUGCUAGCAAUUUGUGUUCUUUAUCGCCUGUGAAGCUGUGUAUUCUGUGAAAAUGUUUGCAAAUUUCAGAAAUACCAUGCUGAUAUUGUACAAGAUUCGCAGGAAAUUAGUGGAUUUCCUUAUGCACCAAAAGUAUUUGGUACUCAUGUACCUGUGUAGCAGACUGAUGUUGUUGAAAUGAUUUGAGCACAGAAUCUUUCGCGAAUCCGGAUAUGCUGCUAGCAGUUCAGUUUGCAGCAGUUGCAUAGGACUUGUGAAUGACAAGUCAAAUCAUGUGCCUUAUAGCUGCAGUAAAGCCGAUUGUCUUUUCUGGUGAAAGUAAAUGUCUGAACCUCACCAAGCAGUGGAAGUUAAGAAAGCUUCUCCCAAUUUUCUGAUAUCUGCACUGGAAUGUACAAGAAAGCAAAACUUUUUGCAAUUCAUGAAAAAUUAAUUCAUGCGCUGUAGAUGACAAAGGAUAUAGGAGAUAGACAAACGCUCCAUAGAACUAUAGUAUGCCCUGCAAUGCAUGCCCUCAGUCAAGCGCAAACCCCCUGAAGAGAGCCUUGUACAGUUCAGCAAUCAAGAACUUGUCCUGUUUACAUGUAGAUGUCACAGCACAGACCUUACAUACACUUUGGUCAUGUGAAGACAAUCAGACAAUGCCAGAAACAUAUAGACCAGUCCUGUGGGGCUGAUAACUCGGCAGCUACACUUAGAUAGGCCAUUUGAAAAAGUUUCAGGGAACAGUGCGCGCCCAGGCAGGGCAUGCCGGGAAAUGCUGUGCAAAACGACAGGAUUUGCUAUCAUCUCCGAUCAUCGUUGUACUUGUGUAUGCACAGUCGCUGUCGUUUUGCACACCAUUUCCCGGCAUUCCCUCCCAGGGCGUGCGCUGCAUCCUGGAACUUUUGCAAAUGGCCUACUUAGGGUCAAGUAGACGUCAUGGUGUCAUUCUUACACAAGUCUUUUUUGGUAAGGUUGUCGUUGCCAGGUACGUUGAAAACUUGUGCAAGUGGGAUCAUCUGCACAAUAUAAUUUUUUGUUUCCUGUAUACUUUAACUCGCCAGUGCUGACACACACAUGAGCAGUUUACUCAUUUAAUAGGCACUAAACUGGCAGAUUGUAAUAUGUCGCACUUUAUUUAGAAUACAUUAUCUUUGUCUGACUGUCAUCACUUCCAUUGCUCCAUGUAUCUGUAUUCAUUCAUUUUAUUGCUGGUCACAGUGAAAUGUUAUCAUCUUAAUUGCACAUGGUGUGACCGUGAAUAUGUGCUGUUUUGUUACGUAGCGGAUCACGUGCUCUGAAAUGCUUUUCUCUGGUUGUUGAGCAGUAAGUGCACAUUUACUAGCAGUGCUGUAUAGACAAUGCAGCACGUCAAGUACAAAAAACGGCCAUCUUCUCAAAGAGAUAAUGCUGCCCUGACAUUGCAAGCCAUGAGACAUUGUAAGGCAUCCGCGAACGACACACUUUUCGUGUAGUGCCAGGAGGAGCGAUGAGGUGCCUUCAAGCAUGAUUUGCAUAGAUUCACCAUGGAUUACUAACCAUCCCACCAAGGACUAACCAUGCCCCCAAUGGAAAUGGCUAACUCGAUGGUGGUGGAAACAGCAAAAUUAUCCAUCUUGCUCAGACAGAUUUCAAGCAGCACCAUAUGUUGCACAUGCAGGUUGAAAAACAGAGGCCAACAAAACAAAAGAGCUUUCAUGAUGACUACAAGGACAUUGUGAACGACGACCAGAGGUUCUUCAGAAGAAUUGCAGAUGGAGUUUUGGCCAACCAACACGUAACCUCAUUUCACAGUGAUGUGCAAAGUGUCCGCAUUGCGAAACAGGUGACUAACAGCGAUGCAAAAGGUGGCAGUGAUAUUGAACAGGCGUUCACCAUUGACAUUCACAGCGACAGUCGCAGUGAUAAUGUGGUUAGUACUGUAGUGACAGGUCAUGGAGAGGUUGAACGUAUGUCCAACGAUAAAGUGAAAAGUGAUAAUUAUGUGGAACAUGUGGUCGCUGUUGAAGGCCACAGUGACAGUCAUAAUGAAGAUGUGUUUAGUAACAAAGUGAACGGUCAUAGUGGGGUCGAACAAAUUUCUAACAAUGAAAUGGAAAGUGAUAGUGGUGUGGAACAUGUCCACGUAGAAGUUCAUAUGAGCAUAGACAUGCGGCAAAAUAUGCCGUCCAUCCACGAUGAACUGUAGUGUGAACGUGUCUCACAUUUUGUUCAUCAUUUCCAGGCUUGCAAGUACCUAUUAUUGAAUAUGCCCUAUAAUUUAUGUUUACAUAGCCAACACUUUAUACUAUUGUGUAAAUAACUUUACAAAGAGGGUUGCUGUCACUAUUUAGGAAAUAAAUUUUCAAUUAUCUUUC
This is a messenger RNA of Ornithodoros turicata, 6366 nucleotides long. RefSeq names its product membrane-bound transcription factor site-1 protease-like (gene S1P). Gene Ontology annotation, biological process: proteolysis. The transcript has 25 exons. NCBI's taxonomy places the organism in Eukaryota, Metazoa, Arthropoda, Arachnida, Ixodida, Argasidae. Gene Ontology annotation, molecular function: serine-type endopeptidase activity. The record is from RefSeq and is a predicted model, not a curated record. Gene Ontology annotation, cellular component: Golgi apparatus. Bases 395 to 3571 code for a protein of 1058 amino acids.